This is a messenger RNA of Loa loa (African eye worm), 710 nucleotides long. RefSeq lists its product as hypothetical. NCBI's taxonomy places the organism in Eukaryota, Metazoa, Nematoda, Chromadorea, Rhabditida, Onchocercidae. The transcript is spliced from 2 exons. The record is from RefSeq and is a predicted model, not a curated record. Bases 90 to 563 code for a protein of 157 amino acids.
UUUUAGGAAUUUUUCUCAAAUGUAAACGAUAAGCAAAAAUCAUUUAAUGGCAAAUAAAAUAAGGAAAUUCGGGAAGCAAAAAGUGUGCGAUGAGCAUUAGCACGGGAAUAACCAAUCAAACGAUGUAUCAUCGUAUCCAAAUGCCUAAAUCAUAUUAUGUGCCUUCGACAGAUGUUGUGACAACAAUUGUCCUACCAACAAUUGUCUUUUGUAUCGCCAUGGUAAUUGCAAUGAUCAUUGGCAUAAACAAAUGCAAGCAGUGGGAAUUGGAUAAAAUUGUUGAAAUGCGACGUACACGACGUGUGGUACAACGGAUGACAGCACGAUUACGUGAGAAAAAUUUCCGGACUAUACAAAAAGCUCGCAGCAUGCGACAACGAAAAAGGGAACUGUUCAAAGCCAAAUCAAGCAUUCAGAUGAACGAUUUGAUGGUAACCAACAACACAUCUCCGCCAACUUACUCUAUAAAUCCGCCCACCCAAUACGGUACUUCACCGCCGCCUAGCUAUGAGGAUGCACUUUUGGAUGAAUUUUUCAAUGAAUGUCAGCCAAUACAGUACUAAUUAAUCAAAUGAACUUGAUGGCAAUCAAUAACACAGAUUGAUGGGCCGACUUUUUAAGAUACUAAACAAAACGCUGAAAGAUUUUUAUGUUUUAAGCCUUGAACUUCAAAUUUUAUGUAAAUUUGAGACAGAAUAAUAAAAUUUAAU